Globicephala melas (long-finned pilot whale) is the source of this 4482-nucleotide messenger RNA. RefSeq names its product proprotein convertase subtilisin/kexin type 2 (gene PCSK2). Lineage: Eukaryota; Metazoa; Chordata; Mammalia; Artiodactyla; Delphinidae. Gene Ontology annotation, cellular component: neuron projection; membrane. Gene Ontology annotation, molecular function: serine-type endopeptidase activity. The record is from RefSeq and is a predicted model, not a curated record. Gene Ontology annotation, biological process: peptide hormone processing.
GCUGAAAAUGCAGAUUUAGCAUCAGGCACAGAUACACUCGCUCUUUCUCUGAGAUACACACAGCUCUCCACAUUAGCACCUCUGCGAGCAAGCCGGGCUGCCUGACUACACGGCUUCCCCGCCAGCCAGAUGCUAGAGAACACACACUGAUUUGCUCCUUUCCAAACCCCUAAUCAGUGUUUUUCUCUACACAAAGAUUUUUUUAAAACAAGCAACAACAAAAACUAUAUAUAUAUAUAUAUAUAUAUAUUUUAUUUGCACCUUCCUUGCGGGACCACUGCUCCGCCAGCCUGCGCGCCUCCUAACACCACUUUUCACUCCCAAAGAAAGAUGAAAGGUGGCUGUGUCUUCCAGUGGAAGGCGGCCGCCGGGCUCCUCUUCUGUGUCAUGGUUUUUGCAUCUGCCGAGAGACCGGUCUUCACGAAUCAUUUUCUUGUGGAGUUGCAUAAAGGAGGAGAGGAAGAAGCUCGCCAAGUUGCAGCAGAACACGGUUUUGGAGUCCGAAAGCUCCCCUUUGCUGAAGGCCUGUAUCAUUUUUAUCACAAUGGCCUGGCAAAGGCCAAGAGGAGACGCAGCCUGCCCCAUCAUCAUCAGCUGGAGAGAGACCCCAGGGUAAAGAGGGCCUUGCAACAGGAAGGGUUCAACCGAAAAAAGCGAGGGUAUAGAGACAUCAACGAGAUCUACAUCAACAUGAACGACCCUCUUUUUACGAAGCAGUGGUAUCUGAUCAAUACCGGGCAAGCUGAUGGUACUCCUGGCCUCGACUUGAAUGUGGCAGAAGCCUGGGAGCUGGGAUACACAGGGAAAGGUGUUACCAUUGGAAUUAUGGACGAUGGGAUCGACUAUCUCCACCCGGACCUGGCCUCAAACUAUAACGCCGAAGCAAGCUACGACUUCAGCAGCAACGACCCCUAUCCUUACCCUCGAUACACAGAUGACUGGUUUAACAGCCAUGGGACCCGAUGUGCCGGGGAAGUUUCUGCAGUCGCCAACAACAACAUCUGCGGGGUCGGAGUGGCCUACGGCUCCAAGGUCGCAGGGAUCCGGAUGCUGGACCAGCCCUUCAUGACGGACAUUAUCGAGGCCUCCUCCAUCAGCCACAUGCCUCAGCUGAUAGACAUUUACAGCGCCAGUUGGGGCCCCACCGACAACGGGAAGACGGUGGACGGGCCCCGGGAGCUCACACUCCAGGCGAUGGCGGACGGCGUGAACAAGGGCCGAGGGGGCAAAGGCAGCAUCUACGUGUGGGCCUCAGGGGACGGCGGCAGCUACGACGACUGCAACUGCGACGGCUACGCCUCGAGCAUGUGGACCAUCUCCAUCAACUCGGCCAUCAACGACGGCAGGACCGCCCUGUACGAUGAGAGCUGCUCCUCCACCCUGGCCUCCACCUUCAGCAACGGGCGCAAGCGCAACCCCGAGGCCGGAGUGGCAACCACAGAUCUGUACGGCAACUGCACCCUGAGGCAUUCUGGGACAUCCGCAGCUGCUCCCGAGGCAGCUGGAGUGUUUGCACUGGCUUUAGAGGCUAACCUGGGUCUGACCUGGAGAGACAUGCAGCAUCUGACCGUGCUCACCUCCAAACGGAACCAGCUUCAUGACGAGGUCCAUCAGUGGCGGAGGAACGGGGUCGGCUUGGAGUUUAAUCACCUCUUUGGCUACGGGGUGCUUGACGCAGGCGCCAUGGUGAAAAUGGCCAAAGACUGGAAAACUGUGCCUGAGAGGUUCCACUGUGUGGGAGGCUCCGUGCAGGACCCUGAGAAAAUACCGCCGACCGGCAAGCUGGUGCUGAAGCUCACCACCGCCGCCUGCGAGGGGAAGGAGAACUUCGUGCGCUACCUGGAGCACGUGCAAGCUGUCGUCACGGUCAACGCGACCAGGCGAGGGGACCUGAACAUCAACAUGACGUCCCCCAUGGGCACCAAGUCCAUCCUGCUGAGCCGGCGGCCACGGGACGACGACGCCAAGGUGGGCUUCGACAAGUGGCCUUUCAUGACCACCCACACCUGGGGGGAAGAUGCCCGGGGGACAUGGACCCUGGAGCUGGGCUUCGUGGGGAGCGCGCCCCAAAAGGGGGUGCUGAAGGAGUGGACACUGAUGCUCCACGGCACGCAGAGCGCCCCGUACAUCGACCAGGUGGUGAGGGAUUACCAGUCCAAGCUGGCCAUGUCCAAGAAGGAGGAGCUGGAGGAAGAGCUGGACGAAGCGGUGGAGAGAAGCCUGAAGAGCAUCCUGGGCGAGAACUAGCCCCUCGGCGCCCACUCCCCGCUGCCGGCCCGCCGCCCCAGCCGGGCAUCUAGCGGUUAACCUCCCCCCACACAAGCGACUCCAACUUCUUGCUCCGAAGCUUUGCUCACUGUCAGUGGUUAUUUUCACUACCAUGGAAGCAACCUUUUUUAUUCUGUGCCCCAAAUACAGUGUUCCCACCAACACCUCUGUCCUAUUUGUGACUCGAAGUUCUUUAUUUCUGUCACUCAGAUAGGUGAUAUCUUGCCAACAAACCUGGGACCGCUGUCCCCUCGGUUUCUUUCAUAGAAGAGAAUGCAUUUAAAAAGCCAGGCGCGGUGACGCCAAGGACGUUCAUUCACGGUCUCAGCUGAGGACCUGUUACUUAAAAGGAGAAUCCAAGGUUAUGACAGAGGUGAGCUCUGAGUCUCUUAAAGCACAGAUGCUGUAAAUCCUUUGGGGAAAGAUGCUUUUGACUUUUAGCAAGAUUUUUCAGGGAUGUAAAUGAAGGUGGCGUGAAUGGAAAGGUGCCCUAAUUACCAGAUAGGGAAGAGAGAGUCAGAAAGCAUGAAGGUUUGGAAAUCUUGCCACCAACGCCCACAUCGUAGCUAGUCUCACUCGGCCAGCGCGAUACAUGUAAAAACUCAGUAGCCUGGCUGCCCUUUACCAGCUGCUGCUCUGAGUGACGGUAAACUCUGCUAGAGAUGCCCAAAUUACCCUGUGUGUGUAGCCUUCAUCCCAGCCCCAAUUUUCUGGGGUUCCCCCCAUAGUUAUCCAAAAGAAGAAAGGCAGGGCAGGAUGGCAACACUUCUGGGAAAGGGUCGCUUAGUGGUUUUUAACACAGGAAUGUUCCUUUUCUGCAGUCACUCUGGGGCUUCCUCAUCUGAUGGAAGUGAGAGGUGAGCUGAGUGUUUUCAAGAGCUUUCUGCUUGGGCUUUGAUUUCCAAAGCACGUGACUAGAGGGAAACACCUUCUGCGUGUUGUGAUUUCUCUGAUGAGUUAAGGAAAUGGCCUCUGUUCCAGAAGAGGUGUGUGCAGGGCGAGGGGGCAGCCAUCUCACGUGGACCCUCCCUUUGUAUGGAGCCCCCUCUGCUGAAGCCAGCUCAGCCCCUAGUAACCUGAGGCCCGAAGGAAGCAGGAGGAGGCCUCUGUACGGAAGCACUGAGUUACCAUCUCGGCAGCUAAGCCGUCAGGAGGGGGUUCUACAUGUAAUCUAAAGGUGACACACCCUCUUCCCCAGUCAACCCCCGAAGACCCCGUCUCAUCAGCAAAUAGAAAUGCUUUCUGAGCAGCUGUCACUUCGUUUUCCUGUUCGAGGACUGGCUCUUCAUCACCAAUCCCAAUGCUCACCCGCUCCCGAGAAACGAUGUGCUCGUUUGAUUUGAUUCCAAAGAACUGAUCAAUCACUUCUGUUCACACUUCUCUCUUCCCAUGGAAGCGGGUAGCUCAGCCUGGAGUUCCUUUCCUUAAAGCCAGCAACACAAGAGCAGGAGGUUCCGUCCCCUGAAGGGGGCAACUUGAAGGGAAAAGUCUGGAAAACCCGUUUUCUUUCUUUUUCCCCCCAUGUUGGCAUGAAUUUCUGUCUUCUCUAACACCAUAUGACCUUCUCUAUAGAAUGCUUUACAAUGUAAUACUAUUUAUGAUUUUUAAAAGAAAUUUAUUACAUGUGGCAAAGGUCUUUUUAAACCAGUUUAGACUUAAAGAAAAAAUAAAUGGAAAUCAUCAAAAUUUCAUUUCACAUUAACAGUCUGAAAAUAAACCAAAGGACGUUAUGUGUGCAUGUGUGUAUAAGUGCACACAGAAAUAUAUAUACAUAUGUAGACUAUAUACACGUAUAUAGUCUGUAUAUACGUGUGUAUAUAUGUGUAUAUAUCUUUAUAUACACUUGUAUAACUGUAUAUACACACAUAUACAUAAAAUGUGUGUAUGUGUAUUUAUUGAAGAAACAGACACCACAUUCAUCUCUAAAAGAAUAUUCAGAGGAUAUCAAGAUGAUUCUGGCUGAAGGAAAAGGCUGGUGGAAAUUCAGGUGAAAUGUUCGUCAGCUCCCAUUACUUCACCUCUGUAAUCUUGCUUCUCUGUAUAAACAUUAAGUGUCUUAUAUAGCAGCACAGAUAUAAAAUAGUUGUCCAUAUUUUCACAGUUAUGGUAUAAUUUGUGAAAUUAGAGAGUAACUUAUCAGCUUCUUAAUAGAAAUGGCAAGUUUUGAUAUGAGUAUACAGUCCGUAAAGAUAUAUACAGUGCUAUUUAAAACUA